UAUUAGAUGUUUCCAAACUUAAUACAGGGUUUUAGGUAGUUUAUUACAGAUCUGGUUCCUGGUUCAAAAUAUGUGAUAUUUUGUGUCUGUAGAAUUCAUCAAAACCAGAUUAAAUCAUGACAGACGAAACAAAUAGAAAGGUUGAAUUAUCCAAGGAUGUUUUAGCUCCUUCUGAGGGACCAAGAGAAGAGCUGAUAUCAACAGCAAUAAAGUUUUUACAGAACCCUAAAGUUCAACAAAGUCCUGUGUCACAAAGGAAAGCUUUCUUAGAGAGAAAAGGCCUCACAAAAGAAGAGAUAGAAAUUGCUGUAGAAAGAUCAGGUGUACCCCCAGAUAAACCUACCCAAGUAUACCCACCCCAACCUCCUGGAAUACAGGCACCAAUACCUGGAGCAGUGGUACCCUACCAACAGUCAGCGCCCCCUGUUGGUACAUUACUAAAGAUAAGAGAUGUGUUACACACAAUAGCUUUAAUAGGAGGCUUAAGUUAUGCUGCCUAUAAAUUUUUCAAGGAAUAUUUACUGCCAUGGAUUUUAGGUAAACCAAAGACAGAAGACAGAUUAGAUAAAAUUGAGAGCAUGGUGAUAGAGCUUCAAAAAAACAUUGUGGAGACUUUGUCAAAGAUUCAACUAACCUUGACCUCCAUGCAGGAAACUAUGUCAACCAAUCAGGAGAAAGUACAGGCAAUAUCACAUGAAGUCUACUCACAAAGGUCUUCCACAGCAAUGAGUAAUAUCAACGAGUCACAGUUUGCCACAGAAAUGAAGUCAGAGCUACAAACUGUUAAAGGAUUAUUAUUAAACAGACGACAGUUCCCACCAACACCAUCCUCAUCAUCACUGCCAGCAUGGCAACUCAGUCAGACUUCUAGUCCUACCAGCAAAUCAAACAUGGUCAAACCUAGUGGGGAUGCCACAAUAAUGUCAGAAGUGGAGCGUGAUGCCACAAUAAUGUCUGAACCUAGUGUGGAUGCCACGUUAGUGUCUGAUGAAGCAAACUUAAAUCAGAAUAAAACUGAUAGAACAGAUGGAAAAAAUAAUGAUGAAGUAAAAGUGAAUUUCAGCAUGGAAGAAACUACAAAUGUUGACAUAUCAGAAAGUUCUCAACCAAUCAAAACAGACGUGAGUGAUAUUCUGAACCAAUCAGAGGACAACAAUUUACAAAUAAAAUCAACGGAGGAAAAUGAUAACGAAGAGGUUGAUUAAACAAGAUUUAUUAAGAAAAAGAAUGAAUAGUUUAAAAAAGAGAAAAUGUAACAGAAAUUUUGUAUAUUUGAAUGUUUGUUAUUUUUCCUCUUAUUGAACAAAACCUAAAAGAAAAAAGAUUGGUUCCUAUGAGAAUUUUAUUUAAAUUUUUAUUUAAACUUUUAUCUUGUUUUUCAUCUCCCCAUACACCAUUCUUGUUAAUAAUGUCUGUAUAUUACAGAAGGUUGUAUCCCAACAAUUCAUUAAUCCCAUCACAAGCAAAGGUCUCUUAAUUUAACUUGUUAAUGUUUCCAUUGCCUUUAUCAAAUCUUUCAAUGUUUUAAUAUUACAAGAUGAGCUGCAUCCAAUUGAAAUCUACCUUAUGCAAAGAUACAGUUUUCACUGCACUAAGGCUUUUUUAUGCCCCACCUACGAUAGUAGAGGGGCAUUGUGUUUUCUGGUCUGUGCGUCUGUUCAUCCCUUCGUUCAUCAAAGUUUUUGGUCAAGGUAGUUUUUGAUGAAGUUGAAGUCCAAUCAAAUUGAAACUUAGUACAAAUGUUUCCUAUGAUAUGAUCUGUCUAAUUUUAAUGCCUAAUUAUAUUUUUUGCCCAUUUUCACGGUCUAUUGAACAUGGAAAAUGAUAGUGCGAGUGGGGCAUCCAUGUACUUUGGACACAUUCUUGUUGCUUUUAUUUUUCAUUUCAAGAACCCCAAAUGUAUAACUACAGACAAGUGACAUAGAUUGAUUUGCUUUUAAAGAGAAAGAUAGAAAUAAGCUGGACUGUAAUACUGUGUAUUGCAUUUUACUUUAUAAUUGAUUUAUGGUCGGUAGAUUCACUAAAUAACAAUUAAGAAUAACUUUAACCUGUAUGUCAACCUUUCUAGCAUUUAAACAUAUGUGUUCAUUGAUGUAUUGUUUGUUAUUUACAUGCAAAUAUCUGGGCAGAGGUAGUACCAAUCCACACAGAAUUAUAUAUAGAAUAAAAUAAUCUGAAAUGCAGAACUGUCAGAUUUCACUUUCAAUCAGAGCAGAUUUUCUUCUGCCAAGAUAUUCCAAUGUUUGUAUCAUAUAGGUAUCUGAACUAUGUAUUGUCAUUUGAAUGCCUCAAGUGUUUAUGUAUUAAGCAGAAUUAUAUUAAGAAAGAAAACCUAUUUGUAGCUUAUUGAGUCAUUGAAAAUUCAAUAUUGAUGCAAAAUAAAUAUUUAUAUUUGAA
Mytilus trossulus (common blue mussel) is the source of this 2397-nucleotide messenger RNA. Its product is annotated as peroxisomal membrane protein PEX14-like. Bases 117 to 1205 code for a protein of 362 amino acids. The transcript is spliced from 9 exons. Gene Ontology annotation, biological process: protein import into peroxisome matrix, docking. Gene Ontology annotation, cellular component: peroxisomal membrane; peroxisomal importomer complex. Gene Ontology annotation, molecular function: signaling receptor binding. NCBI's taxonomy places the organism in Eukaryota, Metazoa, Mollusca, Bivalvia, Mytilida, Mytilidae. The record is from RefSeq and is a predicted model, not a curated record.